Cryptomeria japonica (Japanese cedar) is the source of this 3440-nucleotide messenger RNA. Its product is annotated as subtilisin-like serine-protease S. The transcript is spliced from 12 exons. Bases 493 to 2811 code for a protein of 772 amino acids. Lineage: Eukaryota; Viridiplantae; Streptophyta; Pinopsida; Cupressales; Cupressaceae. Gene Ontology annotation, molecular function: serine-type endopeptidase activity. The record is from RefSeq and is a predicted model, not a curated record. Gene Ontology annotation, biological process: proteolysis.
AAAAAAACAUAGGCCAAACUUAAAUUCAUGGAGCGAAUCGGCCUCAUAAUUUACUAAUUAAUUAGAACCAUAAGGUUGGUCAUGCAGCCAAGCUAGAAUCAUCCAUCCGACCAAUUGCAUAGAUAAUUACCGUAAUUCGUGGCUUUUCCUGGUUCUACUGUUCCACAUGUGAAGGAACAACCCAUUUGGAUGGGUCCUUUUUCGGCCUGCAAUUUAAUUGUAAAUAAUUUAUACUUUAUCCGAUGGCCACAAAGGAUAUCAGAACUGGAUGGUAUCACGUUCUCCUUACAGGAGUGCUUUGUACGAAAGAAGAGAGAGAGCAUUUUGGCACAAAAGGCGAGAGUGCUCACCUGUGACAGUGCUAAGCACGGGACAAACAUUUUGGGUAGCCCAUCUGUUGGCUUAUUCGAUUUGCCUUUUAUUUUAUUCACAAGAACAGUGCCUUCCAACUAACUGAUUUUCCCCUGUUUCAGGAUUUCAAUCCAGACAGUAAUGGGGAAAACAAAAGCAGCAGCCAUCGUAGCUUGGGUUCUGUGUAUAUUUCUCUUCUCUUGGAUACCGACUUCCUGGACUUCAGAGGUUUAUAUUGUUUAUAUGGGUAGUAAAGUGCAUGAGGAUCCAGACAUAACCUCAGCCUACAAUCAUCAGCUUCUUGCUAGUGCUUAUGAUGGAAGCAUGGAGAAAGCCAAAUCCUCAAUGGUUUACAGCUACAAACAUGGAUUUAGAGGCUUUGCAGCUCACCUGUCGAAGGCCCAGGCAGUGGAUUUGGCCAAGAUGCCUGGAGUUGUUUCUGCAUUUCCCAACAAGAAAAGAAAGCUCCAUACAACACACUCAUGGGAAUUUCUGGGCAUGCCAAAUGAUAAUUCAUUGGAAGACCCAAAUGACUCUACUAGACCUCAAGAGGAUGUCAUCAUCGGCAUCAUUGAUACAGGUGUAUGGCCCGAGUCUCCAAGCUUUAGUGAUGAUUUGAUGAGUCCUGUCCCUUCUCGUUGGAAGGGAGAAUGCCAAAGUGGGGAACUAUUUCCUUCAUCGACAUGUAACAGGAAACUGAUUGGUGCCAGGUAUUAUUCGAAUGGAUUGGAGGCUGAGAAAGGAGGAACAUUGCACACGGCAAGUUUAAAGGAUUUCAUAGAGUACAGAUCAGCAAGAGACACUAUGGGACAUGGAAGCCAUACUGCUUCUACCGCAGCUGGAAGAUAUGUGAGUAAUAUGAACUAUAAUGGUUUAGCAGCAGGAGGUGCACGAGGCGGUGCACCUUUGGCUAGAAUUGCAGUAUACAAAACUUGCUGGCAGUCAGGAUGUUAUGAUUCUGACAUAUUAGCUGCAUUUGAUGAUGCAAUCAAAGAUGGAGUAGACAUUUUAUCUUUGUCAUUGGGCCCUGAUGUUCCUGAAAAUGACUAUAUGAGCGAUGCAAUUGCAGUGGGAUCAUUUCAUGCAACACAAAAUGGAAUUACAGUGGUUUGCUCAGUAGGGAAUGAUGGAACUCCUGCCUCUGCAACAAAUCUUGCUCCAUGGGUUAUCACUGUGGCUGCAAGCACCACUGAUAGGAACUUCAUUUCUACAAUCAUAUUAAGUGGGUCAAAUGUUAUAUACAGUGGUGAAAGCCUUAAUUCCGCACAGAUUAAUAAUUCAGCAAGGCUUUUAUAUGCAGCAGAUGCACCUGCAAAAUACUUUACACCAUUCCAAUCAAGUUUCUGUCUGAACAGCUCCUUAAACAAGUCUAAAGUGGCAGGAAAGAUACUAGUUUGCUUGCAUCCUGAGGGUUCUUCAGAAACAAGGAUAUCAAAAAGUCAAACAGUACAAGCAUCAGGAGGAGUGGGAAUGAUACUGAUUGAUGAAAUUGGAGAGAACCUUGCUAUUCCUUUUGUCAUCCCUAGUGCAAUUGUUGGCGACAAAAUCGGUGCUGCUAUUCUCAAUUAUAUCAACUCUACCAGGUUUCCCCAGGCUUAUAUCUCCCCUGCACAGACCAUCAUGGGUUACAGACCAGCACCUCAAGUUGCAGCAUUCUCCUCAAAAGGUCCAAAUACUUUAACACCAGAUAUCUUGAAGCCUGAUAUUACAGCUCCAGGAUUGAAUAUACUAGCUGCAUGGACACAAGUAAAUAAAGACAUUGAUUUCAAUAUUGUCUCUGGCACUUCCAUGGCAUGCCCCCAUGUGACAGGAAUGGCUGCCUUGAUCAAAGCUGCACAGCCAUCUUGGACACCUUCAGCUAUAAAAUCUGCUCUCAUGACUACAGCUACUGUAUUGGAUAAAGAAAACAACAUCAUAACAGCUGCUUCAGAAGGGAAGACUGCAAAUCCAUUCGAUUUUGGGGCAGGAAUUAUAAGCCCUAUGGAAGUAACAAAUCCAGGGCUUGUGUAUGAUGCAGGACCUAUAGACUAUAAGAAUUUUCUUUGUGCAAUCGGAUAUGAUGAUGCUUCUCUUAGGUUAGUCACAGGAGAUCAGAGUGUAUGCACUAGGUUCCCACCAUCUGCUUCCAAUCUGAAUUAUCCUUCUAUAACAAUCUCUAAAUUCAAUGGUAGUAGCUCAGUUGUCAGAACAGUAACGAAUGUAGGCAGCCCAAGAAGUAUCUAUAGGGCGAGAGUUUCUCCACCUAGAGGAAUAAUUGUGAAAGUUGUUCCAAAUGUUCUUGUAUUCAACUCCUAUGGUCAGAACAAAACUUUCACAGUGUACUUGAAGGGUAAGGUUACUGCUCAAACAUACUUUAAGGGCACUACCCAAACUAAGGGAUAUGCAUUUGGAUCCCUGUUUUGGGUGAAUGGGAAACAAAUAGUAAGAAGCCCUCUUGUAGUGGGUUCCUUCUCUUACUAGGUCUUGUACAGGAUGCAAUAAAGAUACUUCCUGUUUAUCUUAAAGUGCCAUGGUACAUUGAAAGAAUUGACUAACAAGGAAGGGAAAAGGAUUCCCAUAAGCUACCUUUGUGUCACCAUAUAUACUAACCAGUGGGUUUUGAAUGAGCAUUUCAUAGGACAAGUUUCUGAAGGUCUUUCCAUUUUGAAAAUUUCAUUUUUCAGAUUGCAAUGUAUUUGUGAAUGUAAUAUGAAGCAGAAUAAGGUGUUCCAGUAUCAAUGAGAAUGUUGAAAUGCUGGCAGAAUUCUUGAACACCAUUGCAAGUAGAUACAGUUCUUAAUAAUCUUAAAAAAUCUGAUGGGCGUACCGCAUUGGCAUGUGGGGCCCUGAAACAUCUUUGUAUAUUCAAGCCUUUCAAUAUCCUGAUGAGGACUUCCAAAAAUUAGCAGAUCACACUUCCAAAGCAAUUGGACCACUCGAAGAAGAUAGAUUUUACUCAUUGUGAAGGAGUCAAGAACUAUUGGCAUGGUGUACUUGUAAGCUUAAUUAAUAGCUGGGAGGAAUGGAUAAUAUGUUCUCUAAUAUUUCUAUUAUAGUAUGACUUGUGUUUUGUUUAUUUGAUUUUGUAUAAUUUAUAAUAAAUUUUUAUA